AUGCAAGAAACGACAGGCGAUAUUGGCCAGGCUGGUCAAACUGAUCUGGGUCUGCCUUCUGCAGACUCCGUUCAGGUUGACCAUGCUAGCAUAGCGCCCAAGAUAAAGGAAGAGCCUGGCAGUCUCCCCCCCCUUGUCGUAGGCACCCGUCUCGAGGACUUCGAGGCAGAUGGCGGAUACCUUACAUCGCGCCCAGGCGGUCGUUUCUUGAACAGUCCCACAGACCUCGUGAAGCCCGAGCUCUACGGCAACACCCCACCUGAAAUGGUUAGCGUCUCUGCAAAGUAUCGCGAAAACUUCUUCUCUGAAGUGUUCAAUGACUGGUCGAGUGCUGCAGACGUCGAAGACAUGCCACUCAAGCCCAGAGACAGAGACAAAGACGAGACUCGCAUCAAUAUCGGCAGAUGGUCCCAAGAUCUGCCAGCGUCUAAGAACAAGAGAAAGAGAGAGGAGGACGGCGAAUCGCCUUCCAAAUGGCGCAGGAGGUAUGAGGUUCGACGUAAGCAUCAGCCAGCAUUCUUCGGGGUCAGCAUCGCCUCCGGCAAAGGAGAAGAAAAAGUCAGCUUUGACAUCAAAGAUGAUAGCAACCAGAUUGCCGCCGCCCAAUAUGUCGAGUGGAAUACCGAUGAGGACACUGAGGACCUCAAGCGCCGCGCUCUCGCGAGAUGGGAGCGCAGCGAGCGGGCCCGGAUUCGGGAGUCUAACCAGAAAAUAUCCUUAUAUGUGUAUUGUCUUUGA
Messenger RNA from Fusarium verticillioides 7600, 738 nucleotides. RefSeq lists its product as hypothetical. NCBI's taxonomy places the organism in Eukaryota, Fungi, Ascomycota, Sordariomycetes, Hypocreales, Nectriaceae. The record is from RefSeq and is a predicted model, not a curated record. The transcript has 2 exons. The coding region runs from base 1 to 738 and encodes 245 amino acids.